GCGGAGCGGAACUCGUGUAGAAUGAGACGCGUCCGAGGUGGCGCCCGUCCACACCACGCCGAACUUCCCGCUGGAUCCAGACGGGAGAGCCGGAGUUUUCCGUGAAUGUCUCACCCAUGAAGAGCAGCAUGUAUUUCGGUAACCCGUGUCAGAGCUCGGUUCUCUCCACCCUGGUGCGUACCGCCCUGCCUGCAGCCACGCCCUCUCAUGAUGUCACCGCCCUGCCCAUGGCCACGCCCUCCCUCCAUAUGAAACCCUUCUUGCCCUUCCCCCUGGACUCCGCCCCCCUGGACUCCGCCCCCAUCGGACUCCUCCCCCACUUCAGCACGGCUGUGCUGGGGGUGUCAGGUACGGAGCCGGGGUCUGCUUUGCGCUGCUGGAAGGCUGGGUUAGUCUGCAGGAGGAUGUGUAUGGACCCAGUUCAGAAAGCCAUACUGAGCCAAACUCUGGGCCUGUCUGCCCUUGCACCCCCACCCCCCCACAAGAGCAAACAUCUGGUGUCCUGUGCCCUGUGCCAGCUCAGGUUCAACUCCGAGAAGCAGGCGUUGGCACACUUCAGAGGCACUCGUCACGCCAGGAAGCUGCGUGUUCUGGAGGCUCCGGACGCUCACGUGGUCACCAAGGAAACGGCCAGGAAGGCCCCCCCCGCGGCCCCCCUCCCCAGCCCCCAGGGCUCCGACUGCAGAGCAGUCUCCCCUCCCACCACAGGGGCGGCGCUAUCUGGCAGCAGUGGCACAGCGGGAGCGGAGCCGACCUCUGACCCCAUCUCGGCGGUCAGUCCCAGCGGCCCUGGGGAGGCGGAGGGGGAAGGGGGGGGGGAGACGGAGGAGGAGAAGGCCAGGAGGCUGCUGUACUGCUCCCUCUGCAGGGUGGCCGUCAACUCCACCUCCCAACUGGACGCACACAACAGUGGCACGAAGCACAAGACGAUGCUCGAGGCUCGAAGCGGUGGGGGGGCCAUCAAGUCCUUCCCCAGGCAAGGGGUCAAAGGUCGGUUGGCUUCUCCUACCCAGCUCAUCACAGGCCUUCAGAACAAAACGUUCUUCUGUGAGAUCUGUGACGUGCAUGUCAACUCCGAGACCCAGCUCAAACAGCACAUCAGCAGCCGGCGGCACAAAGACCGGGCGGCGGGGAAACCGGCGAAACCGAAGUACAGCCCCUACAGCAAGCCCCCCAGGACCGGCACCACUCCGCAGGUACGGCAGCCAAAGCUGAUUCCAGGUCAUGUGACAGUCGCUGGGGUUCCACCCAUUACCCUGAGCUCCACCCCCGCUUUAGCCACCGCCCUUUUUCAGACGCCGAGCUUGCUCCGCCCCUCCCCCGGACCCCUCCGAACUGCACACACCCCCGUUCUGUUCACCCCCUACUGAGAUGGACCAAACUCAGGUCUGACCUGGUCCAGAACUGAACCGUGCCAGAUCUCUGGGUCUCCUGACUGGGCUGUGAGAUGGGCUGAACCCCACCCCCCGGCUCUGGAAUGGUUUGAUCCAGGAUGUGGUUGACUAGGAGGGACCUGAUUCUACACAGCCUCUUUCCCCGUCUGGACAGUCAACCUCCAGAACCUUCCGGUGUGAUCUGGACCACCCCUGCCAUCUGCAAUAAUGUACAGACUGGACUGAGGAACGGAUGAUUGCUGAUCCAGAACUGGAACCAGAACCAGGGAACUGAAAGCAUUAAAGAGAGUGAAGUCCAGAUAACACAGAUCGAGUGUUCCUCUAAAUCAUUCCAGAGUAGGACUGAGGGAACCACUGGCUCGUGUGUGUGUGUGUGUGUGAGUGUGUGUGUACCUGUUUGUGUGUGUGUGUGUGUGUGUGUGUUUGUAUCUGCGAGUGUGUCUGUUUGUGCGCUUUUUUCUAUACUUGUGAGGACCACCAUAUGAAAACACACAUUGGAAGAGAGGACCUUUCUGCAUAUGAGGAAAAACAUGUUGUCCUCACAAAUAAUUAUUCUAUUAAUAUUAAAAGAGUAGUCCAGAUAACACUGAUGCAAUGUUUCCCUAAGUUAUUCCUGUGUGUGUGCAUGUGUGUGUGUGUGUGUGUGUGCAUGUGCGUGUGUGUGUGCAUGUGCGUGUGUGUGUGUGUAUGUGCGUGUGUGUGUGUGUGUGUGUGCGUGUGCAUGUGCGUGUGUGUGCCUGUGCGUGUGUGUGUACGUGUGAGUGUGUGUGUGUGUGAGAGUCUGUGUGUGUGUGUGUGUGUGUGUGUGUAAGUGUGUGUGCACGAAGCUCAGAGAGCAGAAGGAUGUCAGUUGCUAUCUGUCAGUGAUCAUAAUAGAAUAAAGAAUAAAGAGUCUUACUUUCUUUAAAAAUUUGAA
Conger conger (European conger) is the source of this 2310-nucleotide messenger RNA. Its product is annotated as zinc finger protein 385D-like. NCBI's taxonomy places the organism in Eukaryota, Metazoa, Chordata, Actinopteri, Anguilliformes, Congridae. The transcript has 9 exons. Gene Ontology annotation, cellular component: nucleus. Gene Ontology annotation, molecular function: zinc ion binding; nucleic acid binding. The record is from RefSeq and is a predicted model, not a curated record. Bases 117 to 1370 code for a protein of 417 amino acids.